This is a messenger RNA of Acanthisitta chloris (rifleman), 857 nucleotides long. It is a transcript of the gene VTI1B, whose product is annotated as vesicle transport through interaction with t-SNAREs 1B. Gene Ontology annotation, biological process: intracellular protein transport; Golgi to vacuole transport; retrograde transport, endosome to Golgi. The annotation marks the transcript as partial. Gene Ontology annotation, cellular component: SNARE complex; ER to Golgi transport vesicle membrane; late endosome membrane. Gene Ontology annotation, molecular function: SNAP receptor activity; SNARE binding. The transcript is spliced from 5 exons. The record is from RefSeq and is a predicted model, not a curated record. NCBI's taxonomy places the organism in Eukaryota, Metazoa, Chordata, Aves, Passeriformes, Acanthisittidae.
AGGAGAAGAAAAAACUGGUUCGAGAAUUCGAUGAGAAGCAGCGUGAAGCAAAUGAGACGCUGCGGGAAAUGGAGGAAGAACUGAAGUAUGCUCCGCUGCCGUUCCGCAACCAAAUGAUGAGCAAAAUCCGAGCCUACAGAAGAGACCUCUCCAUGUUCCAGAGAGAGAUGAGAAGCACAGAUUUGGGAUUGGGCCCUGGAAGUCAAAGCGAUACGAAAUACGGAAUCUUCUCCACGGAAAAUGAACAGAGUACUCAUCUGCAGUCACAGAGGGUGCUGCUUCUCCAGGGCACAGACAGUCUGAACAGAGCCAGUCAGAGCAUCGAGCGCUCACACCGGAUUGCUGCUGAGACGGAUCAGAUCGGCACGGAUAUAAUAGAGGAACUGGGGGAGCAGCGGGAGCAGCUGGAGCGCACCAAGAGCAGGUUGGUGAAUACAGGCGAGAACUUGAGCAAGAGUCGCAAGAUUCUGCGCUCCAUGUCCAGGAGAGUAACCACUAAUAAGUUGUUGCUGUCAAUCAUCAUCAUCCUGGAACUGACCAUCCUAGGAGGUGUGGUCUACUACAAAUUCUUUCGCAAGUGAAUCUUCAUGACCAAGAUGAGCUUUUUCACUGCUGAAGAACAGGAUGGGCUGUCUGUUCCCUUUGACUGUCUAAGGAUUGAACUGUCUGACAAGACAGCACAUUCAGCUGAAACUGUACUGACAUAGAGAGACAGAGAAUGGGAGUAAAAGGAAAAUACAGAACUACUGGUAUGAGUAAUAAGAAGGUAAUAAAUAUUUUAUUGUCUCAUUUUGUAUAUACUUCACUAAAUGAAUAAAUCUUGGUAUGUAAUAAAGCAGCCACCGAUUAGUGGAAAA